AAAGAGCACAGGUCAAAGAAACAGAGUAAAGGAAGAAACGAUCCACACUUCUUUUCCGCAGUGGCGAUGGACACUAGGAUCGGAUCGGUGGACGGGGCCGCGGAGGCGAAGGCGAACGGCGUCGUGGGCUGCCCCCCGGCGGCACAGUGCUGCUCCGUCGGCCCCGCUGCGCCGGCUUCGGUGGCGGCGAUAGCCGAGGCCACCCUCGGACGCCACCUCGCCCGCCGCCUCGUCCAGGUGGGCGCCCACGACGUCUUCGCUGUACCCGGCGACUUCAACCUUACCCUCCUCGACCACCUCAUCGCCGAGCCGGGCCUCCGCCUCAUCGGGUGCUGCAACGAGCUCAACGCCGGGUACGCCGCCGAUGGAUACGCCCGCUCCCGGGGCGUCGGCGCCUGUGUCGUGACCUUCACCGUCGGCGGCCUCAGCGUGCUCAACGCCAUAGCGGGCGCCUACAGCGAGAACCUCCCGUUGAUCUGCAUCGUAGGCGGGCCCAAUUCCAACGAUUACGGGACCAACCGCGUCCUCCAUCACACCAUCGGCCUCUCCGACUUCUCCCAGGAACUCCGGUGCUUCCAGACAGUCACCUGCUUCCAGGCGGUGGUUAAUAACCUGGAUGACGCUCACGAACUCAUCGACACCGCGAUCUCCACCGCUCUCAAGGAGAGCAAGCCCGUCUACAUCAGUGUCAGCUGCAAUCUCCCCGGCAUCGCGCAUCCGACCUUCAGCCGCGAGCCCGUCCCCUUCUGUAUCUCUCCCAGAUUGAGCAACCAGAUGGGACUGGAAGCCGCUGUCGAGGCCGCGGCGCAGGUCCUGAAUAAGGCCGUGAAGCCGGUGCUGGUCGGCGGCCCCAAGAUCCGGGUCGCGAAGGCCGGAAAGGCCUUCGUGGAGCUCGCCGACGCCUCCGGCUACCCCAUCGCCGUGAUGCCGUCGGCCAAGGGCCUCGUCCCGGAGCACCACCCCAGGUUCCUUGGCACCUACUGGGGCGCCGUGAGCACGGCUUUCUGCGCCGAGAUCGUGGAGUCGGCGGACGCCUACCUCUUCGCCGGCCCCAUCUUCAACGACUACAGCUCCGUCGGGUACUCCCUCCUCCUCAAGAAGGAGAAGGCUAUAAUCGUCCAGCCCGACCGGGUGGUGGUCGCCAACGGCCCGGCCUUCGGGUGCAUCCUCAUGAAGGACUUCCUCCUCGAGCUUGCGAAGAGGCUCAACACGAACACCACCGCGCACGAGAACUACCGAAGGAUCUACGUGCCCGAGGGACAGCCACUGGAGUGCCAACCCAAGGAGCCAUUGAGGGUGAACGUGCUUUUCAAGCACAUCCAACGGAUGCUGUCGGAGAACACUGCCGUGAUCGCCGAGACAGGGGACUCAUGGUUCAACUGCCAGAAGCUGAAACUGCCGGAGGGAUGCGGAUACGAGUUCCAAAUGCAGUAUGGAUCGAUCGGUUGGUCCGUCGGAGCGACGCUCGGGUAUGCACAGGCCGCAAAGGAUAAGCGCGUGAUCGCCUGCAUCGGCGAUGGAAGCUUUCAGGUGACAGCCCAGGAUGUGUCGACGAUGCUGAGGUGCGGCCAGAACACCAUCAUCUUCCUCAUAAACAAUGGCGGGUACACGAUUGAGGUCGAGAUCCAUGAUGGGCCUUACAAUGUCAUCAAGAACUGGAACUACACUGGUCUGGUGGAUGCCAUCCACAACGGCGAGGGCAAUUGCUGGACCGCAAAGGUCACGUGUGAGGAGGAGCUCAAGGAGGCAAUCGAGGCAGCGAUGGGGGCGAAGAAAGAUUGCCUCUGCUUCAUAGAGAUCAUCGUGCACAAGGAUGAUACCAGCAAAGAGUUGCUCGAGUGGGGCUCCAGGGUUUCAGCAGCCAACAGCAGGCCUCCAAACCCUCAGUAACACCACCGCAAAAGAACCUCCACGACGAAGCCGCUUCUAUCAUCGGUUUAGUUGCUGAGAUUGUUCUCCUGUGACGAAUAAUUGCUAUGCACUUUACCAAUUACUGUCAUCUUUGCAAAGGAAUUGUUCAGCUACAUUAAGAAUCCCUUUAGAUCUGCA
This is a messenger RNA of Musa acuminata subsp. malaccensis (wild Malaysian banana), 2049 nucleotides long. RefSeq names its product pyruvate decarboxylase 2. The record is from RefSeq and is a predicted model, not a curated record. Gene Ontology annotation, cellular component: cytosol. Gene Ontology annotation, molecular function: pyruvate decarboxylase activity; thiamine pyrophosphate binding; magnesium ion binding. NCBI's taxonomy places the organism in Eukaryota, Viridiplantae, Streptophyta, Magnoliopsida, Zingiberales, Musaceae.